AAAAUCGAAUUGGUUUAAUCAAAGCAGAAUCAGAAGUACAUUAUUUCUGAUCGCUCAGUGCUGUUUUUGUUUCAUAUUUUUUGUCAUAGUUUGUAAUUAUUUUCUAUUGCGUUCUUUUUCUAUUGAAAAUAUUCAUUGCACUCCACAUCGUACCAUACGCACACAUAUAAACGGGAAGCAAUAAAUAGUCGCCAAAAUUCGCGUAAAAAAUCGUGAACCAACUUCAGUGAAAUCGACGAUUCAACAAUGUCUUCGUGAUUUCAGAGAUGCACUGACAUUUAAAAGGGUUGAUGAUACACACAUCAAUGCCGUAGAAAUUUUCAUUCGACAAAAAUUGCCCGUAAUUCUUGCCAAUCGGAAGACUCACACAGAUGUACAAGUACUAAAUGAUGAAGAUUUCUUUGGUGAAAUUUGUGUUCUGGAUCCACCUUCAUUUGAAUUUAUGGAAGGAGACGUAUUCAAAUUGUUGAAAGAACAUCAGAUACGCAUUCGGAGAGUUUGACACUGGCAUUGUAUAUGCAUAAGCUGGUUUCAUUUACAUCGCCAAACACAUGGGCUCUGUUGAAAGUGAAAAAUUUGACGGUAUUUUAACCCGGAAUGUAACAGCUGUGCAGCAAUGUGCUUGGUGCACUCGUUCAGAAUGGAUUUUUUUUUAUCACAUUACGGCAAAUACUGUUGAAGGGAACCAGCCGAACGAAUAUUACACUCAAACCGAUCUCAUUCAAAGCCGUCCUAUCGCAAAUUUUCCCGAUUCACUGAAAGUAUUCCAAACGCAUACGAUUCUGGAGCGAAGCCUUGAUUUGCUGGCGAAAGAACAAAAUAUGUGAAAAAUGAAAAUCAUAACAAACAGCAUGAAAGGAACACAAUCAUUAGCUUUAUUGGCCAAUCUUAUCCACUUAUUCCAUUUGGAGCCUAUUGAAACGGCUACGAAAUUCGGUUUUCCCACAUUCACGUUUGUUUGCAUGAAGCUGUUGCAAAGUAUUCCACAUUCAGUCGGACCGAAAGGUGAUACAUUCUCACAAUGGCAUGAACAAUUAGGAUGCUUCUCACCCAGCCCAGAUGCACCUCUCAAUGAAAAUUUGUCACUGAUCAAAAGACAACUGUAUUUGUUAUGGGGUCAUCAAACAGUGAAACUGCUUCUAGGUGACAAUUUAAAGGAGUUGAAAAUGGGCUACGAGAAAAUCGAAUAUGCAUUACCACAACAAGGCUCUGGGAAUUCGUUGAAACGUGCCUUGAAGCGAACACAAUCGAAAUCAACGCAAAGCAAAGCGAGCAAACCGUGGCGCAAACUGGGCUUACCGGAAAUAUCCAAAGUGGUCAUCGUUUGUUCCAUGUAUCAUGCGGCAUUGCAAACGCUAUUUCAAUUGAAAUUGGACAUUCCAUCCGGCCUCUGUUACAAUGACAAACUUUUACACGAUCUAUUUAUAUACUACCUCGUUAGGCAUUAAUUGUGGCUUAAAAUCGUUCUUAGAACUCCUAUCGCUCGCUUCAAACAUCUAUCCACCGACACUUUUGAUGUUAUUGCUAAUUUGUAAUUUAAUUACACACUAUGUGACGUGAGUCAAUCAAUCGUAAUCGAUCUAAAACGUUAAAAUCUCACACAUUCUCAUUUCUGCGAUUCACAUUCGUCCAAGCACAAAAACAACAACAACCAAACAAUCACCACAUCAAAUGUUAAACAUGACUUGUAUAGAAAAUAAAAAAUGAUACAAUCUGAUGCUAAAAUGAUGAAAAAAAUGAUCUGGUUUGAUUCGACUUCAAUCACUGGAAUCACACCAAUAUGUACUAAGAAAUUAUACGAAAAUAUUUUUCUUUCUGUAGCUUAUAAGAAAAGAGCGAAUAAAUGCAAAAUCGACUGCAAUUUAUCAUACAUUUCAGAUGCGAUGGUCACCAAUAUGAAGACUAUGAAAUCAAUAUACGACGACAAUCAUAGUAUUUGGACUACAACAAUCAAUUUAUCAUCGUCAUUACGAUCAUAUGCCAAUGAAAUGAUUUCUAUUGAAAAGCCGCUGGCGGUGCCAUCAAAUCGAUUAUUCGACCAUUUUAUUGGCUGCCGGCGAAACAUUAAGUUUUCCAAUUCAAACACCGUGCUUUACAUGUUUAAAUGAUUGAAACUUGCAAUUUUGACUACUUUCAGGCGUUGUUGUUGUGUUUUUCAAUGCAAUUAAGAUAGAAACUUUGUGAUUACAUGUUAGUUCAUGAAUAUUUUCACUAGUUUCGCUCUUGUCACAUUCUGUACAUUCAGUGUCCAUAUGAAUCAAUGUAUUUUUGGUUUUUGCUGUCGGAUCGCGAGAAGAACAGCAUGAAAAUUUACAAAAAAAAAAGUUUAAUCAGAUUUAGUGCCGUUUGCAAUUUUGAAUAAAAUCAAAUAAUUAUUUACUCUUAUAUUCCACCCAAAAAAGCAUCCUUAGCAUAGAGUAGUGGCUUCGAACGUUCGUUCGUUCGACAAUUUGAAAAAAAAAAAAUUUUGGUUUGUUCGUUCGUUCGACAUUCAUUUUGUUCGAUGUUCAACAAAGUUUUUUUUAUUUCAAAAUCUCUCGAAUAAAAUUGGUAUUACUAUGAAAAAUUAUAAUAAAAGCUAAAAAAAGCAUGAGCUGUAACGAUUACAUUAUAAAUUUGAUCAAUACAUCGAAUUUUCUAGUCUGCAAGCGACUCCUUUUUUCAACGAGUUUCAAUUCCUGAAUUUUCCAUCUUUUUCUCUUUGAAGGCUAACUUUUCGAAAGAUAUUAUUUUCAAACCGCCCAGUGAAUGGUCAGUAGAAAAACGGUAAUUGGAGGGAGAGGGAAAACAGAUUGCAAAAUCAAACAGAGAUUUAUAUUUAAUUUUUAAUUUUAUUCUUUAUUCAAUUCAAAUUAAAUAUGUUUAUUUUAUCGAUUUGUUCCUCUUUUUUGUUUAAAAUCUAUAAAUCGUAUUUGCUAUCAAAAAUCACAUCGUUCUGCUUAAAAUACAACUGAUGUCUUGGUCCCGUUGUGUGGAUCAAUCUAACACCUGUCAUUAGUCUAGCUUAAAAAUCUAUUUUAGGCUCGUGGUGUCGUGUACGCAGUUAUUCCGUCCGAAAUGGCAUGUUGAUGUUCUUGUGUUUUAUUUGCAUUGCCAAAAGAUGCUAAAAAUCAAACGACCAUAAAUGUCAUUAAACGUAUGGAAUAAUAGCGCACCCACACCCAUCGAUUUUAAAAUAAACAAUCCAAGUGUGGUUAAAAAAAGGAAUAAAUCAUAAUUCAAUUUUCCAAACAUUUGGAAUACAUUUAAAGUACCUUUCAAUAUCACAAAAGAUACACACACAAUCGAGCGAAAAGAAAUCGUUUACGAUUUUUUUCUUUGCAUUGUCAAUAAUAAUUUGUGUCAAUUGUCGUCGUCCGAAUGCGAGCACCGUACAAAUGUGACAUAUCACAGCCAUAGAAAUGCAAAGCACGCACUUCUAUUUGCCAAUGAUUCCAUAUUCGGUUUCGACUGCGACGCACGCAUUGACUUUCAUUCUCAUUUUUUGUUAACAAACAAACAAACAAAAAAUACAUAUUUAAAACUAAUAAUACCUAGUUACAAGACACAAGAAAAGAAAAA
Messenger RNA from Sitodiplosis mosellana (orange wheat blossom midge), 3561 nucleotides. Its product is annotated as ubiquitin-protein ligase E3B-like. The record is from RefSeq and is a predicted model, not a curated record. NCBI's taxonomy places the organism in Eukaryota, Metazoa, Arthropoda, Insecta, Diptera, Cecidomyiidae. The coding region runs from base 831 to 1448 and encodes 205 amino acids. The transcript has 6 exons.